Messenger RNA from Dentiscutata heterogama, 510 nucleotides. Lineage: Eukaryota; Fungi; Glomeromycota; Glomeromycetes; Diversisporales; Gigasporaceae. The record is from the annotation of a GenBank genome assembly.
AUGCCCAAUUCAACUUCGAAAGUUUGGAAAUUUUUUGACAAAAAUGAUGAUAAUAUUUUGUGUAAAUUGUGUGAAAAUAAAAAGUAUAGUAAAAAAUGCUCAACAACAACAUUAGCCCGUCAUUUGCGCAGUAAAUACCCCGCACAAUAUAUUGUUAUUCAAGCACCUUCAAAUACACAUCAUCACCAUCCAUACUCACGCGAACUGCAACGUCCUAUUACUGAUGCACUUUUAGAGUGGAUAGUUAUAGAUCUACAGCCUUUUACAACAGAUCUAAUGACUAUUCUGCGACCAAUAUAUGAAGCCACUACUUUUUUAUCCUCAGCUUCACAUCCAACCAUUAGUGAUAUUCGAGUAGCGUUUACUGGCAUGACUAUUGAAUUAGAAGCCUAUCUCAACCCUACUGCUAGUCAAUAUUCGGUUGCAUUAGCUAUUAAUAAUAAAUUAAAAGAAUAUUGGAAUUAUUACUUCGAUAUUCAUUCAUCUAUUCCUGCAGUUUUAGACCCCUGA